This is a messenger RNA of Anguilla anguilla (European eel), 1951 nucleotides long. RefSeq names its product homeobox protein SIX4-like. The transcript is spliced from 2 exons. Gene Ontology annotation, biological process: regulation of transcription by RNA polymerase II. Gene Ontology annotation, cellular component: transcription regulator complex; nucleus. The coding region runs from base 38 to 1483 and encodes 481 amino acids. Lineage: Eukaryota; Metazoa; Chordata; Actinopteri; Anguilliformes; Anguillidae. Gene Ontology annotation, molecular function: RNA polymerase II cis-regulatory region sequence-specific DNA binding; DNA-binding transcription factor activity, RNA polymerase II-specific. The record is from RefSeq and is a predicted model, not a curated record.
AGGGACCUAUUCUGUGUUCACAUGCAAGCACAGCUGGAUGACUAGUCAAGUGCGCGUGGUAAACGGGAACCCGAACCGCGAAAGGGGUGCUGAAACCGCAAGGGUUGUCUUCUCUGGAGGCAAUGAAAUGUCAGCUUCCUCAAUACAAGUCAUAGAUACAAGUGAGAUGAAGAUGGAACAUGGUAUGGCAGAGAAACAGGGAAGCUUCACGCUACUAGAACUGAAAUCUAUAGGGACGUCUAUGGCGCGCGCGUUUCCAGACCCCGCUGCAGACGGCGCGCAUCAAAAACUUCCACAGAGCACCUGCUCGCUAGCCUUUUCUCCAGAACAAGUGUCGUGUGUGUGCGAGGCUCUGCAGCAGGGAGGUAACGUGGAUCGCUUGGCCAGUUUUCUGUGCUCCUUGCCACAAAACAACUUGUUAAUGGGAGACGAACGCUUGCUGAAAGCUCAGGCUGUUGUUGCUUUUCAUCAGUCUCGGUACCAGGACCUGUAUUUUAUUCUAGAGCACCGUAGUUUUAGCCCGUCAAGUCAUCCUGUGUUGCAGGAUAUGUGGUACAGGGCACGGUACAUCGAGGCGGAGAAGGUUCGGGGAAAACCUCUUGGUGCUGUGGAUAAAUACCGCCUUAGGAGAAAAUACCCACUUCCUCGAACUAUCUGGGACGGGGACGAGACUCUAUACUGCUUCAAAGAGAGGUCGCGAAAUGCACUGAAGGAUUCGUACAAGCGCAAUAAGUAUCCUUGUCCUACCGAGAAGAGAAACCUGGCAAAAAUCACGGGGCUUUCAUUGACGCAGAUCAGCAACUGGUUUAAAAAUAAGAGACAGAGGGAUAAAAACCCACAAGAGACCAAGUCAAAGAGCAGCGAAUCAGACGGAAAUUGCAGUUCGGAGGCGGAGUCCUGCAAGGGCACUGACGACUUCUCCCCCCGCCCCUUGUCCAGUGGCUCAGACGGCUCAGUGGCUAGGGCGGGUGGCCCAGACAUUGGGCCAGUCCUCCAACAGACUGGGGACAUGAGGACAACCUGCAGUUCUGGGGGGGCGCAAGUUGGCCCCCUCUUCAGGACCAGCAGCUCCUACAGCCAGCUCCAUGGGACCCUGCUCUUCAGCCAGCUUACCCCAAGUGUCUCUGUGGCGACCAAAGGCCCGUGCCCCCCCAGUGAAGGCGGGAGGCUGCAGUCUGGACUGCCUGUGAAAUCUCUGCCGCUCUACUCCGUCCUCCCAGCCUUAGAGGUGAAGGUGGAGGAGGCUCAGACUCGGGGGUCCUGGGAUAAAGGCCACUCUGACGUUGACCUCCAUUCCAGCUUUGGGCCCCCACCGCUGGGUGGCUACAGCCUGGGCGGAGCCCUUGGUGCGUGCAUCAGCGGUCCAUCGCUUCAACACGGCGCUGAACCUCUACUCCCACUGCUGCCCUCUGUCUCCACAGCGCCCUCUCGUGGUAUGGGGACUGCGCCCUACCAUGGGCUGCAGUUAAGUAGUGCAGUUUAGCUUAGCGUGGGCCACAGGAUGCAUUAGGCUGGUAAAAAAAAUUAAUUCUGAGAAAUAUUAUUUGCCUAUGUGUGUGAAGAGGGAAAAGGCGUAUUAAUGAACAUAACGCACAUUAUUCGUAAGCUUUCUCAGGAGCUGGGGGAGGGGAUUGACAGCUGCUCAGCAGCUCCCCCUGUUGACAGGGAAGUGAAUUGAAUGCUAUGCCUUAAUUUUUCAUUGCUCUUGAACAGGAAUCCUUUACAUAGCUCACUGGCUCACCCUUCCCCAGUCUUGCUGUGAUUGACUGGAGAUGUGGGUGAUGGUUCGAGUGUGGGAGUGGUGGAGGGGAAGAACGGUUGGUUAAAGGGAUUGGAAGUAACCAAACACUACAAUCCCCAGUGUCAGCAACCCACCCCCGAAGCCUGUCAAUAGGUUACACCUCCCAUACCUUGUGCUGAUGGUCUCCAUUAGCAUUUCAUAGACAAAGGU